GGAUGGCGGAGGGCGGCGCGCGGCGGCUGCGGCCGUGGCUGCUGGCGCAGCUGGAGAGCGGCCGCUUCCGCGGGCUCGAGUGGGACGACGAGGCGCGCUCGGCCCUCAGGGUGCCCUGGGCACACGGCAGGAGGGGCGGCAGCAAGGGCGGGGCCGGAGCCGCGCUCUGCAAGGCGUGGGCGGAGUACAAGGGGCGGGUGCGGCCCGGGGACCCCCCGGACCCCGCGGGGUGGAAGACGCGGCUCCGCUGCGCCCUCGCGCGAUGCCCCGAGUUCGUGGAGGUGCCCCCGCGGGGCCGCCGCGACGGGCCCUGCCCCUACCGCGUGUACAGACUGCUGCCCCCCAGGGAGUCAAAGCCCCCAAGGCCCCGCCCGGAGCUGCCGCCCCUGCAGAUCGUGGUGGAGAGCCCGGAGCCCCUCCCCCCAGCACAGGGUGACUUCGCGCUGCUGCUGCGCCUGCGCCGCGGGGCCCUCGAGCUCCACCAGGGGGCGCUGCCGCCCGGCGAGUACCUGCUGAGUCCUCCGGGCCGCCAGGGGGCGCCGCCGCCGCCGGGGGCGCUGCCGCGGGUGGUGCUGCCGGAAGGGGCGGGGCUUGGCCGGGGCUUCCUGCUCAGCAGCGCCCCCCGCGGGCUCUUCCUGCGCGCCCGGCCUGGGGCGCCCCCUGGCGGAACCCUCCGCGGGCCCCACGUGACCGCCGGGCCCGUCCAGCAGGGGGCGCUGCUGCAGCCCUUCGAUGGGCGGCGCUUCCGGCACGGUGAGGGGCGGGGCCUAACCGGGGGGUGGGGCUACGGCACUUCCGGGAUGAGUGAGGGGGCGGGGCUUAACGGGGGGUGGGGCUACGGCACUUCCGGGAUGAGUGAGGGGCGGGGCUUAACCGGGGUGGGGCUACGGCACUUCCGGGAUGAGUGA
Molecule: messenger RNA, 908 nt
Organism: Myiozetetes cayanensis
Lineage: Eukaryota; Metazoa; Chordata; Aves; Passeriformes; Tyrannidae
Product: interferon regulatory factor 4-like
Exons: 5
Coding region: 3-908 (301 amino acids)
Biological process (GO): immune system process; regulation of transcription by RNA polymerase II
Cellular component (GO): nucleus
Molecular function (GO): RNA polymerase II cis-regulatory region sequence-specific DNA binding; DNA-binding transcription factor activity, RNA polymerase II-specific
Source: RefSeq, a predicted model, not a curated record